Pipistrellus nathusii (Nathusius's pipistrelle) is the source of this 1638-nucleotide messenger RNA. NCBI's taxonomy places the organism in Eukaryota, Metazoa, Chordata, Mammalia, Chiroptera, Vespertilionidae. The record is from the annotation of a GenBank genome assembly.
AUGGCGGUAGCGGCGGCGGCGGCGGCGGCGGCGGGGCCGGCGAGCGGGGGCGGCGGCCGGGCGCAGCGCCGGAGCGGGCUGCUGGAAGUUUUGGUGCGGGACCGCUGGCACAAAGUUCUGGUGAACUUGAGCGAGGACGCCCUGGUUCUGAGCUGCGAGGAGGGCGCCGCGUACAACGGCAUCGGGGCCGUGGCCACCAAUGGCUCGUUCUGCAGGGGCCCCGCGCACCCGGGCACCCCCGGAGGAGGCGCGCAGCCCCCAGACUCGCCGGCCGCCGCCGGGGUGCGCACCGCCUUCACCGACCUGCCCGAGCAGGUGCCCGAGUCCAUCUCCAACCAGAAGCGCGGCGUGAAGGUGCUGAAGCAGGAGCUGGGCGGGCUGGGCAUCAGCAUCAAGGGGGGCAAGGAGAACAAGAUGCCCAUCCUCAUCAGCAAGAUCUUCAAGGGGCUGGCGGCCGACCAGACCCAGGCCCUGUACGUGGGCGACGCCAUCCUGUCGGUGAACGGUGCCGACCUGCGGGACGCCACCCACGACGAGGCGGUGCAGGCGCUCAAGCGCGCGGGCAAGGAGGUGCUGCUGGAAGUGAAGUACAUGCGAGAAGCCACACCCUACGUGAAGAAAGGCUCCCCUGUGUCGGAGAUUGGGUGGGAAACGCCUCCGCCCGAAUCCCCGCGGUUAGGGAGUGGCUCCUCGGACCCUCUGGCAUCAUCGUCCUCGCAGCCCUUCUCCUUCCACAGAGACCGGAAGAACAUCCCCCUCAGGAUGUGCUACGUCACUCGGAGUCUGGCCUUGGCCGACCCAGAGAACAGGCAGCUUGAAAUCCACUCUCCAGAUGCUAAGCACACGGUGAUCCUAAGGGGCAAGGACUCAGCCACUGCUCAGGCCUGGUUCAGUGCCAUCCACUCCAACGUCAGUGACCUGCUGACCCGAGUGAUUGCCGAGGUCAGAGAGCAGCUGGGGAAAACAGGCAUUGCCGGGAGCCGAGAGAUCAGGCACCUUGGCUGGCUUGCAGAAAAGGUGCCUGGGGAGAAUGAGAAACAGUGGAAGCCAGCCCUGGUUGUGCUGACUGACAAGGACCUUUUAAUCUACGACAGCAUGCCCCGGAGGAAGGAAGCCUGGUUGAGCCCGGUCCACAUGCAUCCUCUUCUUGCCACCAGGCUGGUCCAUUCAGGUCCAGGGAAAGGAUCUCCCCAGGCUGGUGUGGAUCUGUCCUUUGCAAUACGAACGGGUACCAGGCAGGGGAUUGAAACGCAUCUCUUCAGAGCUGAAAUCAGCAGGGACCUCUCCCACUGGACCAGGAGCAUAGUACAGGGCUGCCACAACUCAGCCGAACUCAUUACCGAAGUCACUACAGCUUGCACCUACAGAAACCAGGAAUGCCGUCUGACCAUACAUUAUGACAAUGGAUUUUCUAUUACCACUGAACCACAGGAGGGUGCCUUUCCCAAGACAAUCAUACAGGCCCCAUAUGAAAAGUUGAAAAUGUCUUCAGAUGAUGGAAUCAGGAUGCUGUAUUUAGAUUUUGGAGGCAAAGAUGGAGAGCUGCAACUGGACCUUCACUCCUGCCCCAAGCCAAUUGUUUUCAUCAUUCACUCCUUCCUGUCAGCUAAAAUCACAAGACUGGGCCUGGUGGCCUGA